Messenger RNA from Scophthalmus maximus (turbot), 4710 nucleotides. RefSeq names its product cAMP-specific 3',5'-cyclic phosphodiesterase 4B-like. The transcript is spliced from 18 exons. Lineage: Eukaryota; Metazoa; Chordata; Actinopteri; Pleuronectiformes; Scophthalmidae. The coding region runs from base 417 to 2687 and encodes 756 amino acids. Gene Ontology annotation, biological process: signal transduction. Gene Ontology annotation, cellular component: cytosol; nucleus; perinuclear region of cytoplasm. The record is from RefSeq and is a predicted model, not a curated record. Gene Ontology annotation, molecular function: 3',5'-cyclic-AMP phosphodiesterase activity; transmembrane transporter binding.
GAAAGCCAAUCGACGCGCUGCCGGGGGUCGCGGAGGGGAACGAGCGCGAACGGGAAACAACGGUCGCCGAUGAUAAAGAGGGGGCGCGUGCGCCCGACGCGCGGCACAGACGCUGGAGACGAGUGCCGUCGCGAGCGCGUGGUGGUGGGAGAAGGCGCGGACACAGCCAGCGGCGCUGCGCCAGAUCGGGCCAUCCCGUCAGACCACGUCCUCACUUUAACGACGGCUGACAGUCUGCUGACGUGUACUCCCGCUCCUCCUCCUCCUCGUCCUCACCCCUGGCUCAAGGAGAACAGCUUCAUCUGUUUAACUGGUGAGGCUGCCCAGUGCAGGAGAAGCAGGAAACAGCUUUGUUUUCGGGGGGAGAGAAGAGAAAGAGAGAGAGAUUGAGAAAGUCCGGCUGAGCAUCCGUCAGGAUGAAGAAAAGCCGGAGUACCCAGGGGGUUACACUGGCCGAUGAGAAUAAGGAGCCCCCCGUGGCACAAUUUUCCGGCACCAACACCCUCGGGGUGGAGAUUUGCAAAGUCCACCGGCGGUUUUCUGGCACCUUGCUGCUGCCUCCGUUGUCAUGGCGACUGGCGGAAAAGGAGAGGGACAGGGACAGGGGCAGGCCGCUCACGCCCGAAGAGGAUCCGGUGACCCGAACCAGACCUACGAGCCUGCCCAUCGCCACGCUGCCUCGCAUCGACAUCACGCAGGCCGACCCCGACAGUUUUGAAGUGGAGAAUGGCCCGCUCUGCUGCAGUCCCUCGGACCCGCAGGCGUCCCCGGGAUCAGGUCUGGCCCUGCACCCCAACUUGGCCGGCCACGGUGGUCAGCGCCGAGAGUCCUUCCUGUACCGCUCCGACAGCGACUACGAACUGUCACCAAAGUCCCUGUCGCGAAACUCCUCCAUUGUCGGAGAACUGCACGGAGAGGACUUGAUCGUGACUCCUUUUGCUCAGGUUCUGGCAAGCCUUCGGACUGUCAGGAACAACUUCACCACCUUGACAAAUGUACAAUGUGCAUCCAACAAGAGGUCUCCUGCUGCAAAUCAACCCUCUGUUACCAAAGUGUGUCUGUCAGAUGAGUCCUACCAGAAGCUGGCCAUGGAGACCAUGGAGGAGCUGGACUGGUGUUUGGACCAGCUGGAGACCAUUCAGACCUACCGCUCUGUCAGCGACAUGGCCUCCAACAAGUUCAAGAGGAUGCUGAACCGGGAGCUGAGCCACCUGUCUGAGAUGAGUCGCUCAGGCAACCAAGUGUCAGAGUACAUCUCCAACACCUUCCUAGACAAGCAAAAUGAACUGGAGCUUCCGUGUCCGGUUCCAAAGUCCAGGGAAAGGAAGAGGAGGCAGGGCCAGCAGCAGCAGCAGCAGCAGCAGGGUGGGAUGAUGACUCAGAUCAGCGGGGUGAGGAAGGUCAGCCACACGCCCAGCAUCUCUGGGAGCACCAGCAACCGCUUCGGGGUCAAGACAGACCAGGAGGAACUGCUGUCCAAGGACCUGGAAGACAUCAACAGAUGGGGUCUGAAUAUCUUCAAAGUGGCCGAGCACUCCCACAACCGACCGCUCACGUGCAUCAUGUACACCAUCUUUCAGGAGCGAGACCUGAUGAGAACGUUCAAGAUUCCAACUGACACCUUUGUGACGUUCAUGCUGACCCUGGAGGGCCACUACCACUCCGACGUGGCCUACCACAACAGCCUGCACGCCGCCGACGUAGCCCAGUCCACCCACAUCCUCCUCUCCACCCCCGCUCUGGAUGCCGUCUUUACUGAUCUGGAGAUCCUGGCGGCCAUUUUCGCUGCGGCCAUACAUGACGUGGACCACCCAGGUGUCUCCAACCAGUUCCUCAUCAACACCAACUCUGAGCUGGCUCUGAUGUACAACGAUGAGUCAGUGCUGGAGAACCACCACUUGGCCGUGGGCUUCAAACUGCUGCAGGAAGACAACUGCGACAUCUUCCAAAACCUCACCAAGAAGCAGAGGCAGACGCUCCGGAGAGUGGUCAUAGACAUGGUAUUGGCAACUGACAUGUCUAAACACAUGAGCCUGCUGGCUGAUCUGAAGACAAUGGUGGAGACCAAGAAGGUGACCAGCUCUGGAGUCCUGCUUCUGGACAACUACACAGAUAGAAUGCAGGUUCUGCGGAACAUGGUUCACUGUGCCGAUCUGAGCAACCCGACCAAACCACUGGAUCUGUACCGGCAGUGGACGGACCGUAUCAUGGACGAGUUCUUCCACCAGGGAGACAGAGAGCGGGAGCGGGGGAUGGAGAUCAGCCCCAUGUGUGACAAACACACCGCUUCAGUGGAGAGGACACAGGUUGGCUUCAUCGACUAUAUCGUCCACCCUCUGUGGGAGACGUGGGCCGACCUGGUCCACCCCGACGCCCAGGACAUCCUCGACACGCUCGAGGACAACAGGAACUGGUACCAAAGCAUGAUCCCUCAGAGCCCCUCCCCGCCCUUUUACACCGGUGACGCAGAAGGGAGCCCACACGGGGAGGAGGAGGAGGGGGGACCCAUGACGAGUAAAUUUCAGUUUGAACUGACGCUGGACGACGAGGACGGACAGGGGGGAGACGGGGAGAGCGGGAUGAUGGAGAGGACCGACGCAUGUGACACUCUGACAUUCCAAAACCAUCCCUCUGAUGAGGACGGUGCAGAGAUGGCGACGCGCAACGUCUCCCCGGCGGAAACAUAGCUGAACUGGCGGUGUUAGUUAGAGUGCAGCGUGUUUUGCUGUUUUUUGGCUGAGUUCAUUUAAUUGCAGUGGAGGAAUCCUGCAAUCUGGCUCUUCGGAGCUGCCUGGCUGCUGGGUCUGACUGAAUGUGGGGCACCCCUGCAAACGAGGCCUGGAUAAAACCCGUGGCUGUUUGAUUUUGAGCCCUUGAAGAGAGCUGACCUGAGCGCAGCCUCCGCUUUUAACGAAGGGACUACUGUGGGACUGCGGAGGCGGGGCCGAGUCUGAAUAAGACGAUGUAGAUGAUAUGAAUCGGUGUACUGGGACAAGAUAUCCAAAACUUGCACUUCCGGGCACUUUUUAUGUUCAUUACUAUUCUUUUGUACUGUGUCAGGACUGGAUGCCACCUGGUAGUGUCCAACCAAAACUACUGGUCAGCAAGUUAUUUGUAACCAAUUAGUUUUUUCAAACACAAGUUGUGUGCCUUUUCUUUUUUUUUUUGUAACAGCCGUAUCUUUUUCUAAGUGUUUUUUUUUUUUUAUAUAUAUAUAUAUGUGUAUAUAUAAUUUAUUGAAGACAUCAAUGUAGCUGUAAAAUGUGUAAACUUUUUUACAAAGAGGACAACUUUGUCUCACACAGUCUUCCUAAUGUUUUGGCAAUAGUAUAAGCUGGUGGAGCGGAGGUAGUUCAACAAAAAAAAAUAAGUUGACUUCCCAGCACAAUUUUGCACUUUGCGGCGUGCAGAAAGAGGAGGAGAGUGUGGAAACUCAUUGACGAAAUCAUGUGAUUUAUCCAACUAUCUUUAUCCAGUAAUUCAUUACGUAAGUGAUUAAAUAUGAGAUUCUCUGAAAGUAUUUUUGAGUAAAAAAGAACUGCAAAGAUCCUGUGAAGAAAGCACUUUGAUCGAUGCCUCUCAACAGUGUAAACACACGCUUUAAGAGUCUCCAGCGGAACAAGUGAAACUUCCAUCGAGAGGCUCAAUUGAUCAUGUAGCUUAACCCAAAGAUCAGGGCAAAUCAAAGUUUAUUACCAAGUGUCAUUUCACCAAAGUAUAUCUAAUAGGAAACUCCACAACCUUGUAUUGUACUGAGCCAUAUUCCAGUAUGGGAAAAUCUGUCUCCACCUUGUAAUUCCUUUUUUUUCACCAUCAAACGCCUGAUAUCGUUUACUGAAGUACAUCCUCGUGAAUACGCUUUUACACAGUGUCUCCUUUUUUAAAAAUUCGAAUGACUGUGAGACUGUGAGCGCAUUUUUAAAAAGACACCUGACAGUGACAUGAUAAUUGUAUGUUGUAGUAGUUGUUCCAGCACUUUGAAUAUGACGACAGUUCUGCAGCUGGUUGCUGAUCUGUCCAACACUACCUUAAAGGUACCACAUUGUAAGGGCACAACCUUCAGAGUAAAGGGGGAGUGGGCGUGAGUGUGCGUGAGCGAGUGUGUGAGUGUGUGAGUGUGCGUGUGUGUGUUAACCGUAACAACCGUUGCACAAUCUUGUUGCACCCAGCUGUGUGGUGCGGCCUCUUCAGCUAUUUGUGACAGUGUAUUUAUUAUCUUCCCCUUGUACAUGAUAAUAUUGACAAUAUUCUCUGUAUAUUUGUUAUUAUUUAUAUGCACUACCACGUGUCAAAUCACAGUCUGACUGAACUCGUCUCGUGGUUUCCGAUUUUCGUCGUAUCAGACCAUGACACGGACUUAUGCAGUGCGAUUAUGACAAAAUUUGAAAUGUAUAGAAAUGUUUCCAGUUUUGAGCUUCCAGCCGGAGACGUUUGUAGAGUCUGAACCAACAACACCUCACGUGAGGUGCAGAAGAAAGCUUUGUGUCCUUUGUUCCCGUCGGAGCACAGAGGCUGGAUAUUUACUGCAGUAUAUUGUGUACGGUGACGGGUCAUUGUACAGCUUUGGGAAUAUUUGCUGAAAUAUAUGACAUUGUUUUGGAUGUAUUUUUUCAGUGUCUUCCUCACGAUAUAAUGGUAAAAAAAAGUGUAUGUUGUGCUCACUAAAAAUUUUUCUAUGAGAUUAUUAAAAUGGGCAUGUAUUACAGAAAA